AAGAGGAAGAGAGUUUGCCGCCUUGCUAAGGGACACUUUGCUAGGACCGAACAUGUAAGCUGAAAUACAGAAGGAUAUAUUCAAAUGAAAAGAGCAUUUAAUGAUGUUUGUAUUCUUCUGGUUUAACGGCAGCUGCAUGACACAAACAUCAUGCACACACCCACUCGCUUGCCAUGAAUUCUCUGGACAAUGAGCAGUUCUAUUCACACAUUGGACAUUACAGCUGUCAGGCUGCCAUGGCUCCCAGCUUGGCCCAAGCAUACAGGAGGAGGUGGUGGAUGGCCAUCACAGCCAUCAUAGAGAACCUGCUCUUCUCUGCCGUUCUGCUGGGCUGGGGCUCACUGCUCAUCAUGCUGAAGAACGAAGGCUUCUAUUCCUACCUUUGUAUCGAAAAUGUGAGUGUCAACGCCAACGUGACUGCUCUGGAGGACAGUGUCUGGCGGAGUUGUGUGGAGCAGGAGGAGGUACUGAACCUUGGCUUCACCAUUGGCUCCUUCCUCUUGAGUGCAGCCACUUUACCCCUGGGGAUCUUGAUGGACAGAUAUGGACCUCGCCCACUGAGGCUCAUUGGCAGUUCAUGUUUUGCAGCCUCCUGUGCUAUGAUAGCUGUUGCUGCAUAUGACCCCGAAGUGCUUUCUGGCCUCAUCUUCCUCGCUGUCUCCUUCAACGGCUUCGGAGGAAUUUGCCUGACCUUCACUUCACUCACACUGCCUAACAUGUUUGGGAAUGUACGAUCAACCAUCCUCUCCCUGAUGAUCGGCUCCUAUGCUUCUUCAGCCGUCACCUUCCCUGGUGUCAAGCUGAUUUACGACCUUGGCGUGUCGUUCCGCGUCAUCAUGUGGGUUUGGUCCGGCAUGGCCUGCACAGUCUUCAUCAACUGCUUCCUCAACUGGCCUGCUGAAUCCUUCCCGGCACCUGAAGACAUCAGAUACACUAAAAAGGUGAAGAUCAGUGGAGUUGUGACCGAGGACAAGGUGACUGGUGACAGGUAUGUCACCCAUAUGACUAUCAUGGAAGACAUGAUGGGACCUAAGCUGCUAGAACCUGAGCAGACAGACUCUCAACGCACAACCCAGGGCGCAGUGCCACUCUGUCAUUCUGUGUGCUCUCCUAUCUUCCUGUGGAGUCUCAUCACCAUGGCAAUGACCCAGCUGAGGCUGAUCUUCUUCAUGGGUGCCAUGAACAAGAUGCUGGAGUUCCUGGUCACCCACGGCAACCCCAACCCCUCAGAGGAGCUUCAGAAGGAGAUGGAGGAACAAGUUGGUUUCUACUCAUCCAUCUUCGGUACGAUGCAGCUGCUGUGUCUACUGACUUGUCCGUUGAUUGGCUACAUCAUGGACUGGAGGUUGAUGGAGUGCGAAGAGGAGAAUGCCAACACACAAACAGAGAAGAACCAAUCAGAUCCCUCAAAGAGAGACAGAAAGAUCCAGAAACUGACCAAUGCCAUGAGGGCUUUCAUCUUCACCAACAUCCUAUUGGUCACCUUCGGAAUAAUUUCCAUGAUUGACAACCUGCCUUUACAGUUGGUGUCGUUUGUUCUGCAUACCAUAGUGAGAGGAUUCAUCCAUUCCUGCUGUGGAGGACUCUACGCUGCUGUGUAUCCAUCCAACCACUUUGGAACACUGACCGGCAUGCAGUCAAUGAUCAGUGCUGCUUUCGCCUUGCUUCAACAGCCACUGUUCAUACUGAUGUUGGGACACCUGAGAGGAGAUCCUUACUGGAUAAAUUUGUGCCUUCUCAUCUUCUCACUGGCUGGCUUCCUGUUGCCGGGCUAUCUGUUCUAUCACCGUAGAAACCUGAUCAGGGCAAAGGCUGAGUGUGAUAGGUUGGCUGCCAGUCAACCAGAGAAAGAGAAUGCUCCUCUCACCCAAUCAGAUAGUGGGACUGCUAAAAGCCAAGCCAAAGGGCAUGCUAAUGGAUACUCUCCAAAUGGGCCUAGUGUUUAAGAUUAUUGAAAGCAGUGAAAUGAUGGAUUCAUAUGACACCGUUCAGUAGUUAUCUAUUCUGAGGAUGUAACCUCUCUCUGGGUUGAAAACUAUCAAAAUCAAUCAACUAUCAACUAUCAACUAUCAAAAUCAAAUUUUUUGAUUUUGCUUUUGAUUUUGAUUUUGAUUCUGAAUAUGCUGAAUAUGUCUGCUUUUUUGAACAAAACACAAAGAUCAUAUAUAGUACCACAUUUGGGCAAAGUUUACGAUGGAACAGGAAGUUACAUCAGUAACCCUAACGUCAGGCUUCUCAUUUACAAAAUGCUUUUUCACUCUUCACUAGAUGCCACCAGGAGAUCAUUCACACAUGACAAGUAAAGGUGGGUCAGUGGUGCACACUAAGUGUGAUUGACCGGGGAAUUGCAUGCUGGGAAAGUUUCCAGUCCCCUUACCCUUGACCUUAGUAUUAAGUGAUAAAAGAACAUCAGAACAUGUGCAAGGAAGACAUCCUGUUUCUGCAUGUUUUAUGCUGUUCACUUCUCAUCACACACACUAGCUAUGUUAGAGUGUUUCAAGACGUUUUGGAUUAUUGAACAUGCUUGAAACUUGCUUGCGUUAAGGGGGAACUACACCCAUUUUCAAAAUUCAUACAUGUUAUUUUCUAAGACAGAUAUUAGCAAACAUGAGCAACUCUCUCCCAAAUCCAAAAGUGAGUGUGCUAAAACUUAAAUGUGUGCAUCAUUGUUUAUAAAUAUAUACCAAUUUUCUCCACUUAAUUGCCUCUGGAGCAGCAUCUUACUUCUCCGGUUUCUGGAUUUGAGGGGGAGUAGCUUAUUAAUAGUGAUUGAUGGUGGUUGAACUUUCCUAAACCAUGGAAAUUACUUUUGGAAUUCUUUAUUUAGGUGGUGUUCCCCUUUAAUAAACAUUAAUAAUAUAGAAGCAGGCAUACGCAUACUGUAUGUUACAGUUAUAAACACUAUCUGUCAUCUUGACAUGAUAAUUUAGACGUGUUUUUAAUGUCUACUUAAAGGAUAGCUUCACAAUUGAUUAAAGUCUGUCUUCACACAACAGUCCUCUGCAGAUAUGGACACUGAAUAUGUUUUUGCUUGCUGUGAUCAAUCUUCAUGUUGAUACUUUUUCCAUGGAAGUUAUGGGGCACAACAUCCACAUUUCUUGCUCUGAACAAAACCGUUUAUUUAGUUUUAAGAGGCUUCAGCAGUCUGAGGGAAAUCAAGUGGAUAAUUGCACACUUGUUUUCAAAUUCCCAAUUUAUGUUUUCCUGAACUUUUUCCCUGUUGGGCUGCAGUAGAGGGAGAGUAACACAAAUAGGGAAUCAAUUACUAAACACAUUGCAACUUUGGACAAUAUUCACAUGAUUUGGACUGUUGAAACAUCAUGUUAGCUUCAGAUACACGGUUCAAUACUACAGAGGGCUGUGGACGUGCAUUAAAGGGCAUUACGGUCCAUGGCCAGUAUGAACACGAGGAAUGAGUACAGCAGUCAGUGUUCAUAUGGCCAACUCACGAUCAUGAUUUUGAGGCAGACUUGAAAAAUGGUGAAUCUGCCCUUCAAGAUUAAUUAGCUGUAAAUAACAAAAUAUUAUUUGUAAUCCUAAAGAAAUUAGACAAAUAUGGUCACUACAAAAAUGUUUUAUCUCAAGAUAACUAGAUGAUUAAAAUGAGACUAUGUAAGAAAUACAUGAAUGGAAAGUUGAAUUCAUAAAUAUUGACACAUAUACACACUUUUGCUCAAUUCUAUACACUCAGGGAUUUUGUUUCUACCACCUUACUUGAUCCAGUAAGAACAGUAGCUUAGCCUAGCUGCUGUUGCACACGUUAGCUAGAUAGUAACCUACGACCACUAAGCCACUUUGCUGAGACUUCUCCAAGUGACAAUCAUCCUGUAAUUAUCACUCCUUAAGUCCCACCCCUUCUCGGUCUGCGCUCCUGUAACAGUUGUAAUGAGCGAGCUUUGAAUUUGGCAGAACCUCCAUCAACUUUCCACUUUCCUGUUAUACUUUACUUUACGAUCUCUUCUUUGGUUCCACAAUCUUCACAGACACAUUAUUAUAUUGUACACAGUUACUCCGAGGAAUGGACAAAGCGGCCCUUUAGAAAACCUCUCUGGUCAACCUGCAUGAUUUUGUCUGAUUUGGUUUGUUUGUUUGUAUUAUACUCUGCUGUGUGCCACCCCAAAUUUAUUUGUUUUGUUAUUUAUUUUGAUAUACACAACGUCUUGCAUCCCAAUGGUAAAAGUCACCUGGGCAUAAUGUAUCAUCGUGAACAUGGAUUUCAUUGCAUACUGCAGGUCUUGCUCUCGACUUCUUGAAGCUAUAUUACCAGGUGCCCAGAAAUCAAACACACUGCGGCACCCGGUUAUACCGAACUAGCAUCAAAGAGAUGAUAUUCAUAAAUAAAAAGCUAAUUGUUUCAUUGCAACAUCAGCGCGCAGCAGCAAAGCUACGCCUCCACCAUUUUGGACUGAAUAUCGAAGAACAGUUAGACAUCCUAAAGAGUAUUCUUUGUCAUAUAUUUUCUGUAUCUAUUGAAACAGUCUGUGGUGAAAAGUAUAAAUAUCCUAAAUAUGCAUACUAUAACUAUUUAUAUAUUUAUUCACAUUGUGACUUAAAGGAAUACUUAAACCCUAUUAUGACCAUCUUCAUAUUAAUAACUUACCUUGGAUUCUUGAAGAAACCUUGUUUUCCCUCUCACGGUGAACACAGAAUCAAACGACGGAGAAAAGUCUUGAUGAAUUGAAGUGAAUAUGAAAAAUGACACACAACUGGUGAAGUAUAAUUAAAGUGUCACGUAUCUAGUCACAUGCAUCAUGGCCUGUUUUAAACUGUAAGGUUUUAGUGUAGAUGCAUGUGGAGGCACACAAGAAAAACUAAUUGUCAUUUUGGGGGUCAUGUAUUUCUUUAUUGAGUUUGAAAAAAACAACUCAUUUAAACAUUUUCUUUAAGUUUUAAAUCUGAGUAUGAAAUGACAGACUCAUUAAACAUUUUUUUAUGUUUAAUGACAGACCACCACCCCCCUUCUCCUCACCUGUGCAGGCACAGUUAUGGAGUUAAUGUAAGAAAAGUUAAGUGUCAAUAUAAUUAUACUGUUGCAUUAAAGAAGCACUUGAAUGUUACAAAGCCAGCACGCCGUGAGGAAUAAGGACUUGAAACGGUUUUGCUGUGAAUGCCAUCAGACGGAGAGCGCCACAUGGCUGCCAGUACAAUCUGUCAAUAGAAUGCUUGUGCAGCGGUAAUACAAGAAAGGUGACAAUUGUUUAAUGAUGAACUAUAAUGAGUGGUUACAUAAUGAUAUGUAAAAUAGUUACAGUUUGUAUAUGUGACAUACUGUGCAUGCUUUGGAAGAUGUGGAAGUGCCUUCUUUUAAAAGAACACACACAAAUACAGAAAGCACCUUGCUAUGGACAGAAUAUGCAGCAGGUCCAAUCAAAUACAGAAACGUUGGCCUUUUAUAUUAUUCUGCAGGGAAUUGACAUUAUAGGCUUUAAGAGGUCCUAUUUAUUGUAUCACAGCACAUAGUACAGCUGCUGCUUGGAUGAUGUUCACCUACUGAGUGAUCAACAUCAAAUGCAGGAAGUAAUCAGAAUCAGAACCAUUUAUUGCCAGGUACGUUGGACAUACAAGGAAUUUGUCUUGGCGGGUGGUGCAUAACAUUGGACAAUAAGGCAAAUAAGACAAAUGAACACAGUUCAAGUAAUAAGUAAAAGAUGUGUAUCAUCUUUCGAACCAAAUCACCGGGCAGAAUGUAAUUAAAAAUAAUUGUCCAAUGUAAAUAACCUUUCUCAAAGUAUUGUGUUGCAUUUUUGGGGGAUUUCCGACUUGAUUUGCAUUGUUGCUUUGUUUUGUUGUAAAGAAUUUAAAAAAACGUUUGAAAUUCUG
This is a messenger RNA of Cyclopterus lumpus (lumpfish), 5820 nucleotides long. It is a transcript of the gene slc43a1b, whose product is annotated as solute carrier family 43 member 1b. The coding region runs from base 174 to 1946 and encodes 590 amino acids. The record is from RefSeq and is a predicted model, not a curated record. Gene Ontology annotation, molecular function: L-amino acid transmembrane transporter activity; neutral L-amino acid transmembrane transporter activity. The transcript has 16 exons. NCBI's taxonomy places the organism in Eukaryota, Metazoa, Chordata, Actinopteri, Perciformes, Cyclopteridae. Gene Ontology annotation, biological process: transmembrane transport; neutral amino acid transport.